GAUUAAAUUCGCCUACAUCUCUUCACUUUUAUUGUCAAAAAAAAUUCUAUUUUUAAAUGAAAUAAGGACUUAAAAAAAAUUGAAUUUCCAGGGGCAUAUAAGUGUAUAUUCGAACGUAAUAAUGCAGUCAUCAAAAUAUCUAUUUACACGUCUUAUUGGGCGAUUAAGUGCGCGUUUAACCGUUAAUCGUCAAACCCAUCGCGAUCAAGUGUUGGAGCGCAUUGGAAAACGUGAAAUUGUCGGCUUUGGUUGGAAUGGAUCACCUGGCUAUCAUGACCGUUUGGAUUAUCCAAUGCCACCUAUUCGUUUUCGCGAACCUGAUCCGGAGAUUUGUGCUUUGCGCGAAAAAGAGACUGGAGACUGGCGGAAAUUGUCUAUUGAUGAAAAAAAGCAGCUCUAUCGAUAUAGCUUUCGUAAAACAUUUGCUGAAAUGAAAGCGCCUACUUCUGAUUGGAAGUUUUCUGUAGGUGCAUGCCUAAUUGCUUGCGCUAUAGCCAUAUGGAUAUCGCAGUCCUAUGCUCAUGGGGUAUAUCCAGAUUAUCCAGAAACAUUUGAGGAGAAACGGCGUAGUGCACAGUUAAAGCGUUUCAUUGCUCUAGAAGCUAACCCAAUUACUGGUUUGGCAUCAAAAUGGGAUUACGAAAGAGACCGAUGGAAGUAAUUGAUGCAUACAUAUAUAUACAUAUAUAUAUAUAUAUAUAUAUAUAGAUAUAUAUGUAUGUACGAUAAUGUAGAUAAGCAGAGUAGGCAUUCAGGGGAAAUUUAAUGUAAAUUAAAUGCAAUUCCAUUUUUGCACAAUAUGUAUGUAUGUUUAUUUAUCACGUUUUUGCAUUAUUGACGACAUAAAACUACUUUGUAUGUAUGUAUGUAUGUAUGUAUUUUUGUAUAUUUAUAGUGAGCAAUGCAGAACUGAAAUACAAAUGUUUACUUAUUAAAUAUCAUGAAUAUUUGCACAUAUUAUCUUUGUGAGGGGUUGGAUUUUUAAUAAAAAUAAUACAUUCAUUAUCAGUUACUUUUUACAAUUAAUAGUCGACAUAUGUAUAUAAUGAUGUAUGUAUGCGUAUGUGUGUUUAUAUUACAAUAUUUAGAAAACAGAGAAUACAAGAGCUCUUUUUUACAUUUCCGCAAAUUAAAUCCUAACGGGCACAGACAUGUUAAAACCAUUUUUUACUUAUUUAUGAUACAAAAAAUAAAAAACAAGCCAAGAUUUGUUAAUUCAUGCAAAUCAUAAUAAUGAAGAUUUCUGGCACACGACAAAUACAUAUUCUUAACAAAACUUCGGGACUGAAACAUUGAACUUUUAAGCACAAUCUGUGGCUGAAGCAUAGUAAGCACGCUCAGUAAUUUGGAGAUUUUUAUUAUUUACUCGGAUCUUAUGAUGGUUUUGUCGAAAUUGUUGCUGGGAUCCCUGCUACUCUGGGAAGUGGCAACAUUUUCUAUUUAGAAUAACAGAAAACUGCUGUUGUUGCUGUUAUAACGGCAAAAAUAUUACUCAAAGUAGUUUUUGGAGUAUAUUGCGGGAGUGGCAUUGGCGUCAUUGGCCGUUUAAAAAAUCAGGGUCGUUCCGUUAUAAAGACCCGAAUGUCUCGGGAACUAUUGGAUUUUAGUCGCCUCUUACGACAGUCGCCCCUCGGCAACGAAUGGCAACCUCUUCGUAUGUAUUUUGGACAUAUAAAGGCUCAUGAAGGAAAAAAUGCCAGAAAAUGAGAGCAACCCCUUUGCAUGAUUGUGACAAUUUCCAGGCAAGCAACAACAAUUAGCUGACACAUUUUGGACUAAAAACUUGUUAAAAUUAUCAGAGAUGCAAAGAUUUCAUUCAUCAAUAUAAUAACUUUAAUUUCCGAUGGAAAAUUUAUAUAGAUUUGCUGUUUAUUGAUUCAAAUCAAGAAUUGCAGAAAUUUGUGAAAAGUUUAAAUUAUUAAAUAUUUAUUGUAAAAUACUUUUGUAACGAAACAGUUUUUUGCGACUAAGAGGACAGUUCGAGUGAUUUUCACUCGUAAAAGUGCACUACGUUUGUUGGUAAAACUAAUUUGAACUAAAUUUGUAUAAACUCAUAAUAGUAAAAAAAAAAAAUUAAAAAUUAAAUUAAAAGUUUUUACUGCUACAUUUAACAUACAUAUAUAUGGAAACAAUUAUAUGAAGGUAGUAGUGAAUGAGGAAUGUAAUUAGAUAAUUGUUGCGAAUAUUAUUAAGUAUUUUUUAUUUAUUUACUACUAUACUAUAAGUAUUAAUAAUAGGAUUUGUAAACAUUUUUUGCCAAGUAUCACUUUUUAUUUUUAUAGCAUUUAAUCUCACCACUUAUGGGUGUAAAAGCUAACCAUAUACUAAACAAUACAAGUAUUUGCUUAAUAAUACACAUUACAUCAAACGUUGAAACGAUCAAUAUUGAACUGCCCUUCUUCUUUAUACAUAAUUGCAUCGAUUUAAAUAAAUAAUUGAAUAUUCUAACUUGCUUUAUACUUUAUUUUACUUUUAUAAUGAAUCAUUUUUAUUAUUAUUACCAUUAUUAUUUUUAAUUUUAUUAUUAGUAUUUUAUUAUUAUUAGUAUUAUUAUAAGAGAACUAAUAGCGCUCUAAACGCAAAUUUGUUCUUGGCAGUUUUUAUUUAAAUAGUUUCAUGAUUUAUUUUAAAUUUAAUAAUAUAAUGUUUUGCCAGUUUUUAUUUAUCUGUUGCAACCUGCCCACUACAGUCGAUUUAUGCCCUAACCUCGUUUGUUCACACCUCUACCUAUGCAUUAUGAAGAAAUGCAGAAACUUACGAAGUCAGUAGAAGUAAAAUUUCGACGCAAACACAUUCCAGUCUCGAUCGAUCUUAAAAUUUCAAUUAAAUUAACAAACUAGACUAACUGCGAUUAUUAUUGUACAUAAUGUGAACAUUGUAAUUUGUUAAUUCAAAGUGUCUACCUUCGUAACUGCAUCGCAUUUCUUCAAAUAAUUAUCUAUUUUAUUAAGAAAAAAAAAUCGGAGUUGUAGUCUAAUGAUUCAGCUGAGGAGAGUGAAUAGUUAAGAACAGAAUUAAUGAAAAGAAUUCUUUUUUAAGGUGCUGUGAGAAGUAGAAAUUUUCACACAAAUUAAAUUUCUAGUGCUGCAUUAGUAGUUUUCAUAUAUUUUUUUAAAAUUAUUUGCCAAAAAUUUGAGUAUUGUCAAUAAUACUAUACUAUAUAAGCUAAUUUCCAAACAAAUUAAAAUUCAAUUUUCUUGAUAUUUUUCAUGCUAUGGUGACUGCUUUUGCAAUUAAUUUUCGAAAAUUUAAACUUUUACAUGCAAUUUGAAAUUAAUUAAUUGCUACGUCUGACGGCAUCUUUACUUUCUAAUUAAAAAAAAAA
Ceratitis capitata (Mediterranean fruit fly) is the source of this 3325-nucleotide messenger RNA. RefSeq names its product cytochrome c oxidase subunit 4 isoform 1, mitochondrial. The transcript has 2 exons. Gene Ontology annotation, biological process: mitochondrial electron transport, cytochrome c to oxygen. Bases 122 to 661 code for a protein of 179 amino acids. The record is from RefSeq and is a predicted model, not a curated record. NCBI's taxonomy places the organism in Eukaryota, Metazoa, Arthropoda, Insecta, Diptera, Tephritidae.